AAUUGGCGAAAGAAACUUACGUAGAAAGUACCGAUACCAAUGUGUAUUUAUGUAAUCAACGAAAUAUAGUUCUCCCAGCAUGGAAAUCGGGAGUACAACACAUCUCCAUGUGUUACAUGUCUGUUUACCUUCGUGGGAUAUUACACAGCCUAUGGCAGUCGUCUUCGAGUAGUGAGGUAGUUUUGUGAGAGCUUAACGGGGUUAAGAGUUGGUUAAGUCACUGCCAGGACGGUGAUCGGGGACAGUACCUAAGCUCAGUGUUCGCCGAGCAGAGUCAGUUGAAGUCGAGUCGAGGUAGCGGAUUAUCGCUCAAGGGCGCAAAGAGCUCACCGCUGAGGCAUCAAAAAUAUCAAUAUUUGACCGAUUCAUUGAUUCGUUCUUUUUUUUUUUCAAUUUUUUUAUUCCUUCAAUUAUUUGUUCUUGUUGCGUUCGGCUUGUACCCGUUACUCCGGAAUCGACUCCGUUUCUCGACGAGUUUCACACAGACUCACACAGUUCUUUUUCUGCCUUUAUCGCCGGUUUAAUUUCAUUUGAUUCAGAUUUUUUUCUCCACUCCUCUAUUACUGUUUUGGUUUUGCCCAGAACCGCUUCUCGUUCACGAUCUCGGAGUUCGUUGAAAUAAGCCAAACAAAAAUAAAGUGAUUCAUUCUGAUUUUUUUUUCCGUUCACCCGGUUCGAGUGAUAUUGAGGAAAAGUAUAUACAUCAUAUAUGUGUGUAUAAUAUAUAUACGCCGAAGUUACUUGCUGAAAAGUGAAUUCUCAAAAAUUAUUAAGAUGCGACUAGAAAUGAAUCUUCCUGCAGGAUGCGGGCCUACCGUAUACGAGGCGGAGAAUAUGUACCCUCUAAUAACAAACGAGGCGAACAAUAACAAUAACAACAUCAAUAACAUCGACAACCAUAACAUUAACGAUGAUGACAAUAUCGUUGCGAGACAGGGAACGCCUCUACAAGAGUUCUAUGCUGGACAGAAUAUCUUCAUUACGGGCGGAACUGGGUUUCUGGGGAAAAUUUUGAUCGACAAGCUACUGCGAAGCUGUCCUGAUUUAACCGGAAUCUACAUUUUGGUGCGCCCGAAGAAGGGAAAAGAUAUUCAAAGUCGUAUCGAAGACAUAUUCGAUGAUGUGAUCUAUAGUCGCUUGAAAAGAGAAGUUCCAAAAUUUCGUCACAAGGUCUUCGCCGUAGCCGGAGAUUGUAGCGCACCUAAUUUGGGUCUUUCCUUGACUGACAGAGCUCUCCUUAUGGAAAAAAUAUCCAUCGUGUUCCACGUUGCAGCAACAGUCCGCUUCGACGAAAAACUUAAACUCGCGGUAGCGAUCAAUGUGCAAGCAACCGGUGACAUAAUGGAAUUAUGCCGAAGCAUGCCCCAACUGAAGUCUUUAAUUCACGUUUCAACUGCUUAUGCCAACUCUCACUUAUGGUCGAUAGAAGAAGAAUUUUACCCGUACGAAACUAAGUAUGCAGACAUGACGAAGCUGGUGGAAACUUUGUCUGACCAUACCAUAGACGCAAUGACUCCAAAGAUAAUCGGAAAGUGGCCGAACACCUACGUCUUUACCAAAGCCUUAGCCGAAGAUCUGAUUAAAGAUAAAAGCGACAAUCUACCAAUGGGAAUUUUUAGACCUGCUAUUGUUGUCUCAACGGCUCACGAACCGAUCACAGGAUGGAUCGACAAUCUCUAUGGACCAACUGGUGUAGUUGCUGGUGCUGCUUCCGGUGUUCUCAGAACUCUGCACUGUGAUCCGGAAAUCAACGCGAAUAUUGUACCCGUUGACCUGACGGUUAACGCUCUGAUAGCCAGCGCCAGGGAUGUCACCCUACAGACCGAUAGGAGAAAUAAAGACAUGUUGAUUUACAAUUACGUGUCUUCUGCUGACGCCCCAAUAACGUGGGGCGAUUAUUGUACCACGAAUAUAAAAUAUGGAAAGAUGUAUCCUCUAAGCAGUGCCAUAUGGUAUCUGUCGUUUACCAUGAACAAAUACUUAUUUGUUCACUGGAUAUACAUGAUCUUAUUCCACCUGGUACCUGCAUUACUCAUGGAUACUGCCAGUAUGUGCGUCGGCCAGAAACCAAGAUUAUGGAAAAUGUAUAAAAAAAUUCAUAAGUUUUCCAACGUUAUAUCCUAUUUCGCCACUCACCAAUGGCACUUUUCUAACGAUAAUGUGCGGGCAAUGUGGAGUCGGUUGGAUUCCAAGGACCAGCAACUCUUCCUCUUCAAUAUGAAGGGCUUUGACUGGCAUACUUAUUUUCAAGAUUAUAUCAAGGGAAUUAGAAUUUAUCUAUUCAAAGAUGAUCUAAGCACCUUGAGGGCUAGCAGAGUAAGAUUGGGCAAAUUCUACUAUCUGCAUCAAACGGUUAAAGGAUUGGUAUACCUCCUUUUAUUCUGGUGCAUAUGGACGGUGAUCUCCAGGAUAGUAUUUUAGGCGCACAAUUCAACACAGAUGAUUCGGACGGGAAUAAAACUGGGUGAUAUAGGAAAUACAGGAAGGAAGAAAGGUCGUAUAUAGACGAAUUGAUUUUGGAAAAAAGGUGCUCUGGAUGUUCCCAGUUGCACUUAAUGUGUUGUGUGCCAUUCCACGAUGUUUCUGGUAUAUUUUUAUGGGCAACAUGGAAUCUUGUUAUUAUCUUCAGGUGCGUACCGAUGAAACACAGGCGAUUAACCGCGAUGUAUUAAAUACGCGUGAAAUUCUCAAUACAACUUUUUGGUCGAUUUUGAAGCAGCACAUGGAUGCUUCAAAAAGAGUCGGGUAGAAUCUAUGAUCAGUUUCAUUCGCAGGUUCGACAAAAUUUACCUUAUGAAAGUCCUCGAAUGGGCUUAGUGGGUAUCAUGUAAAUAUUGAUUUUAGUCUAAGAUUAUUAAUUAUUAUUAUUUUUAAAUCGUCACCUUCAUAGUUAUUGUCUUUAUAUUCUUAUGCCACGUAUGCCUGAGGUUUCAUAUUUUUAUGACAAAUCAGUUUUAUUUUAAUCGAGUGUGAUGUGACCAUAUGAAAAAUGUAUAGGUUUUUAAUAUUUACCCCGAUGUAUUAUUCAAAUGCUAUGGCCAACUCUCGGGGCAUGGUUCGAUGGUGAAUACUCUACCGCGUAGAGAUUUGCUGUUUAUUAAUUUUAUCAAAUGUUCCAUCGUUUUAUUACCGUUGAUCUAAGCGGGUGAAUUUAAAUACCUGCAAUUCUUCAUAUACAUAUACAUAAAAUUAUAUUUAAGGAUCAAUAGUUCUACGUUGCUAUUACAAAGCCAUCAACGUUCAUACGUAAUUUAAUUAUCUUCGUCAAUCUUACUUUCAUGUUUUAAAAUUUAUUUAAUCAUACGAUAAAACAUCUUGUGCUCUAAAUAUAUUUCAACAUUUUUAAUUUACUUUGAAUCGGUACUUCGUAUAUUCGUAUAAUCAGGCAACGAUCAUUCCAGUUAAACGGCUAUAAUAUAGAGGACUACAAAAAAAAAAUUACGAUUAACCAUGCCUAAUUUUUUUUCUAAAUCAAUUCAUGAUUGUUUUAAAUUAUAAGAUAUCAUGUGUAAGCGCGGUAUUUGAAUCGUAGCUAAGUAUGCAUUUCGUUUUGUGAUUUGCUAUCCUGAGAAAUACGUACGUAAACACGCUACUCGCCCGAACAUGUCAACAUUUUUCAAAUACCUUUAUACACCAGUGGAUAAUAAUCUCAAAUGCGUAAGCCUAAGCGCCAUAUACACAGUAUGUAAUUUAUGUAAAUAAUGUAGCGAGAUAUUAAUAAGUUAUAAGAUGGUCAAUAAAAUUUGGUCAACUAGUAUAUUAUGAAAUACACAGUAUAUCGUUAACAUGCUUUACCAAACUUGUUAUAUAACGCAACCGCUCGUGGUUACACUUCUUUUAUAGGUGAUAAAUUAUACCUAUAAGUGCGUUAUAUAUUGAUUAAUUUCUAUACAAACCAUAUCAGCUUAUGAGUUGAGGUAGCAUCUUCUUGCCGCGGUAAUUUUUUCCAGCUGGGUAUUGGAGUCUUGAAAUAAUUCACUCAUACAUUGAGUAUCACACGCUCAGAAAUACACAUUAGUAUGUAAAAUUUGAGAGUUAAAUAUAAGUUCACUCAUUAGUUUGUAAAAAUCACGUGCAGUAAUUAUCAAGUGCUGUAUGAUUGUAAAAAAUUUUCAAUCCUGAAAGUGAUAUCAACAUAUAAACAUUAUCAAUAUGUUUUGUGUGUACAUAUAUACUGUCAUAUUAAACACAAGUUUCAUCAAA
Molecule: messenger RNA, 4203 nt
Organism: Athalia rosae (coleseed sawfly)
Lineage: Eukaryota; Metazoa; Arthropoda; Insecta; Hymenoptera; Athaliidae
Product: fatty acyl-CoA reductase wat-like
Exons: 11
Coding region: 775-2421 (548 amino acids)
Biological process (GO): long-chain fatty-acyl-CoA metabolic process
Cellular component (GO): peroxisome
Molecular function (GO): alcohol-forming very long-chain fatty acyl-CoA reductase (NADP+) activity
Source: RefSeq, a predicted model, not a curated record